Schizosaccharomyces osmophilus is the source of this 1515-nucleotide messenger RNA. It is a transcript of the gene atd1, whose product is annotated as aldehyde dehydrogenase. Lineage: Eukaryota; Fungi; Ascomycota; Schizosaccharomycetes; Schizosaccharomycetales; Schizosaccharomycetaceae. The record is from RefSeq and is a predicted model, not a curated record. The transcript has a single exon. Gene Ontology annotation, molecular function: aldehyde dehydrogenase (NAD+) activity. The coding region runs from base 1 to 1515 and encodes 504 amino acids.
AUGACUACUGUUCGUGAAAUCCCCAACGUCCAAGUCGACAUUCCUUCUGGCAAGAAGUACGAACAACCCGUUGGUUUGUUCAUUAACAACAAGCACGUCGACGCAGUCAAUGGCGGCCGUGUCAAGGUCUUCUCUCCUUCUACUGAGAAACUCAUCUGCGAAGUCGUCGAUGCCGACGAAGAGGACGUCGAUAUUGCUGUCAAGGCUGCUCGUGCUGCUUUCCAAAACGAUGCUCCCUGGCGCAGAUUCUCUAGUGCUGAACGUGGUCGCUGUUUGACCAAAUUGGCCGACUUUAUUGAGCAAAACUUGGAAUAUCUCGCUUCCAUUGAAACUCUCGACAACGGUAAGAGUAUCACUUUGGCUCGCGGCGAUGUCCAAGGUGCUGCUAACUGUUUCCGUUACUACGGUGGUUGGGCCGAUAAGGAUUAUGGUCAAACUAUUGAGACCGAUGUCACUCGUUUCGCUUAUACCCGCCAUGAACCCAUUGGUGUCUGCGGUCAAAUUAUCCCUUGGAACUUUCCCUUCCUCAUGUGCGCUUGGAAGAUCGGUCCUGCCGUCGCUUGUGGUAACACAGUCAUCUUGAAGACCGCUGAGUUGACUCCUUUGUCUGCUCUCGUCCUCACUCAAUUCAUCGAGCCCGCUGGUUUCCCUCCCGGUGUCGUCAACGUUCUUAGCGGUGAUGGCCGUCGUUGUGGUAAUGCCAUGGCUUGCCAUAUGGACAUUGACAAGAUUGCCUUUACUGGUUCCACUGGUGUCGGCCGUAUGGUUAUGCGUUCCGCCGCUGCUUCCAACUUGAAGAAGGUUACUCUUGAACUCGGUGGUAAGUCCCCUAACAUCGUUUUCGACGAUGCCGAUUUAGAGGAAGCUGCCGUUUGGGUUAACUUUGGUAUCUUUUACAACUCUGGUCAAGUUUGCUGUGCUGGUAGUCGUGUCUACGUCCAAGAAAACGUUUAUGACGAGUUUGUCAAACGCGUCGUUAACAAGGCCAAGUCUUUGAAGGUCGGUGAUCCUUUCGACGAGGAAACUUUCCAAGGUGCUCAAGUUUCCAAGCAACAAUACGAGCGUAUCAUCGGUUACAUCGAGAGUGGUAUUCAACACGGUGCUAAGCUUGAGGUUGGUGGUAAGCCCCAUGGUCACAUUGGUUACUUUGUUGAACCCACUGUUUUGUCUGGCGUUACCGAAGACAUGGCUGUCGGUAAGGAAGAAAUCUUUGGUCCUGUCUUGGCCAUCAUCAAGUUCAAGACUGUUGAAGAAGCUGUCCGUCGUGGUAACAACAGCACCUUCGGUUUGGCUGCUGGUGUUCACACCAACGACCUCCGCAACGCCGUUAAGGUCAGCAACCGCUUGGAAGCUGGUACUGUCUGGAUCAACUGCUAUAACCUUUUGCAUCACCAAAUUCCUUUCGGUGGUUACAAGGAGAGUGGUAUUGGCCGUGAGCUUGGUUCAUAUGGUUUGACCAACUACACUCAAACCAAGUCUGUCCAUAUCAACCUUGGCAUGGAUCUUCCCAUCUAA